This is a messenger RNA of Lactuca virosa, 939 nucleotides long. Lineage: Eukaryota; Viridiplantae; Streptophyta; Magnoliopsida; Asterales; Asteraceae. The record is from the annotation of a GenBank genome assembly.
CUCCAAAUGCAAACCCUCUUCAACACCCUCUUGAGGCUUGAACCCUCGCAUCACCUGAAAACCAACGCUAUUCGAAGAUUUAUUCUCAAUUCCGUGCUUAGCAGAUUCAUAAUCUCUAUGAUGAGAUAAUCAAUCCACAAAAUUUGGUUGAAUUGAACCAAAAACAUGGUUUCGAAGCAAUCCGGCAAGGAAAAUGAGGAUGCUGGUGCCGAUGCUGAUGUAGAUGCUGGUGUGGUUUCUUCUCCCAGGCCAGUUCGCACAAGUGAUAGGCUUCGAAAAAGGCCUAAAUCGUACAAUCGGUAUGUAAUGUUUCCGAAGUCGAAACGAAGCAAGACGAAAACGAGAACCGCUGCUUCUCAGAUUGCCAAGAUGUUAAACACCAGACAGAACAACUCGGAUUCUGUUCUGGCAACCCUUCGUCGUUCCACAAGACAAAGAAGAGUUUCUGUAAAUCUGGACGCCUACACAGACAGUACUGGAACAGAAGACAACGACCUAAUGGGUCCAAAUCCAAAGUACAGAAGUUCCAGGAGUCGAAAUAACAGCAGCAACAGGCAUAAAGAGAAGCUGCUUCCUCGGCGUGAAGGACUGAGACCUCGCCAUUCUAAUUCAGGUUCAAGAGGACAACUCAUUCUUGAAUCUGAAGAUGAUGAAAGAGAGAAUUAUGAAGAGAAUAAUAAUAAUAAUGACCAAAACGGACAUGAAAAUGGCAAUAAUGAGAUGGAGGAAGAAGAUGGUGAUGAUGAAGGAGAAGGUGAAGAAGGUGAAGAAGAUGAAGAAGAAGAAGAAGAAGAAGAGAAGAAGAAGAAGAAGAAGAAGAGCAAGAAGAGGGUAGAAGAAGAUACGAUCUUAGAAACCGUUCAGAGGUUCGAAGACUUGAAGAGAGUGGUGGUAAACAAAGAGCAAGAUCUCCCAGAAGGGUACUUCAACAAGGGGUAA